CUUUCCCCUUACGCAGCCCUUUAUGUCAAAUUGUGGCCAGUGCCACGCGUUCAAGGCGUGGGGAGCUCGUUCGUGGCCUGGCUGGAUCGGGCGGCGGCUCCGCGGACACUGGCAUUUACUGGCCCUCCGCUGCAAGCGGAAGCUCCGGUGGGUCCGUGGACAGCGGCGGCUCCGUGGACAGCGAUUUUGCCUCCGACUGACUGCCUUCCUUUGGUUUCUUUAGCAUCUACAUCACGAAGAUCGCAGUCUGGUACCGACCCCCACUGUCUCCUAGGUGUGUUUUCGCCGGUCAACGUCUUGGCGUAUCAGUCAACACAACACUUGGAGUCUCUCGCCAGUCGCAUUUACCUCGGGGACAGGAAAUUGGAAGAAUUGUUUAUAUAAUCAGGAAGGACGUUCGGUCUGGCCGAUUUUCCGUUCAAAAAUGCAGAUGUCGUGCCCCAAAUGCUCGAAGCCGUUUGACUUGGGUGACAAGCGGCCUAAAGCUAUAAAAUGUGGGCACAGUGUUUGUCUCACGUGCUUGCGCUUCCACCCUACAAAGACCUGUCCUAUUCCAGGCUGUAACAAGCGUUUUGCAGAAUCUGCUGAUCUGCUACCUGAUAACGCCCAUCUAUACUGCCAACUUCAGAUAGAAUUUGCUUUAGCUGAAGAGCGAAAGCCGAAGACGCGUGAGGCUCAGGAGCGGAAGCCUUCAACCGUCGAGGCUGUUGUCCAGACGGAAGGCCUUCCCGAUGUCGUUGCGGUGCCGAGGGAGCCCAAAGUGGAUGUCAAGGUCCAGCCGUCCAACAAGUUCUGGUGCCUGGAAUGCGACCGCCGUGCGUCCAUCGAGUGCAUCGACCGGGAUCUCCACACAGUGCGCAACUGGCUGGGUGUCCAUGCCACGAGGUACGUGCAAGUCAAAGGACAGUUGGAUGCGCUGUCGUCGGCCGAGAGCUCGCUGGACAGCCUGCAGGAGGUCCUGGACACGGCUGGCCGGGAAGCCGCUCCGGAGCUGGAGGCGUGGCGCGGCCGCCUGGAGGAGGAGAGGCGCGUCCUGCUGGAGGCGAGGAGUCGUCUGGAGGCCGCACUCGCUGGAGACGCAGCGGCUUGGGACCAGGCCAAGGAGGCCACGCCGGAGUGCGCUCUAAGCCAGGAGGCCUCCCAGCUGCUCGCCCACCUGUCGGCCCCCUCAGCGUCCUUCAGCUUCAGGUUCCAGGCGGGUGACUCUGCCAGCUGGAGCGCCAGCCUGGCCGUCCGCGAAGACCCUCUGGCGAGACAUCUGCUGUGCAGGAGCCUUCUGAAGGGCUGCCUCCAGCGUGAGGCUCUCCAGAACCAAGAGUCGGAACGUCUUGAGCGCGAGCAGGAGCGCCUACGGCAGGAGUCCUUGGAGCGGGAGCGCCUACAACGGGAGGAGGAGCGCUUGCAGCGGGAGCGUCAAGAGCAGGAGCGCCUCGAACAAGAGCAGAAGCGCCUUCAGCAGGCGCUCGAAGAGCAACAGCGUUUGCAGCGAGAACGCUUGCAACAUGAACGUGAAGAGCGUGAUCGCGAGGCCAAGAAGCGCGAAGAGCAACUUGAAUUGGAAGAGAUGGAAUAUGCUGCGUCCGCCGUCCAGUGGGAGGAGAAGCCCAAUGAGGAAGCCAUCAGCCGAGAGGAGGCAACUCUGCGCAUCCGACAGGGUUGCAAGGUUUUCCUGAGAGACGACAGCGUGCGUAGCGGCGACGUCGUCCAGCUCCAAGACGGACGAGCCCUGGUGCUCUGGGGCAGGAGAGAUCGCUCCGAGCACAGCGUCACGGGCCUCAGGACCAAGCCCGGGCUGGCGAUGCAUUAUCAGAACAUCAAACGACUCCGUUGCACGCCGCAGUUCGACCUGGCCGAGGCAAGCCGUGGUGACGACAUCCACUAUAAAACAAGGCUCCUCAUCUCGAAUAGUUUUGAACAGAUGAGGUCGCUGGUUAGGCUGCGGUGCGAUGUCUCCGCCGCCUGGACUGAGCGUGUGUUGGAGCAGGCCGCGCCUUCAGUGCAGAACUUGGUCGUUGCUGCCCCCAGCCAGCGGCACCUUGCCCAGAUGAAGGGCAUGCCCCUGCUGCAGAGGCUGUACAUCACCACCAAGACGGAAGACGACAUGUCCUUGCCGCCGCAAUUGGAGGAGCUCUACUUCAAGGAGGUGACGCCGAAGGUGCUCGCUCAGGUGCCGCAACUGUCGCGGCUGAAGCGUCUGGAGAUUCACUGCACGUUUGCCAGCCCACUGCCCGUGAUGACGUUCCCGCGCGUCGACGCGGGGCUCCAGUGGCUGCGCGUUGGAGUCUACCCGCUGGCCACGGGCAUGGCUCUGGUGAGGGCGCACUCCGCCUCUCUGGAGGAGCUGGAGCUCGUCGCGGCGGCCGACGCUCCGUACGGCUGUCCGGACAUCGCGCACGAACUGCGCCGCUGCAAGCUUAAGAGCCUGAAGCGGAUGGUGCUGCUGCGCGAGGCGAGGGAUGCCUUCUGUCGCCACGAGGCGGCAGCCUGCCGCCAGCAGAAAGUGGCCAUUUGGAAUGCCCUGAUGGAGACUGGCUCCCUGCCGGUGGUUCUCUGCAGCGUGUGCGAUGACCUGGUGUCGCCCAUCGUCAUCGACUAGGCUCGCCCCGGUGUCCUCGUUGAAUCGACUCUGGUGUCACCAACAAAUGGAUUAGACUGACUCUGGUGUCAACGAUUGAUCGAUUAGAAUGACCCUGGUGUCGUUGAUCAAUCGACUAGACAAGCCCUCGUCACACGAUGUAAUGCAUUACGUUGAGUUUGUUCGGCAGUAUUGUUUCUUUCGCUAUGUUUACUUUAAAAUCACUCCAUGUUUGUUUAAGGAGUUGAGAGUUUGUGUUGUUUUCGUCGAACGUAUGGAAAAUACAUUUUUCUUCAUAAU
This is a messenger RNA of Thrips palmi, 2875 nucleotides long. RefSeq lists its product as uncharacterized. Lineage: Eukaryota; Metazoa; Arthropoda; Insecta; Thysanoptera; Thripidae. The transcript has 14 exons. The coding region runs from base 425 to 2596 and encodes 723 amino acids. The record is from RefSeq and is a predicted model, not a curated record.